AUGUGGAUAUCGUGUCGUCCACCAAGGCGAUGGAUUUUAUCGCUUAUUCAACUGACAAAACAUCUACUUCGUGAUCGAACAUUGGAGGAUUCAUUUCAUGCAUGGAAAUUACAAGAGGGAUUUGUUCAGAUUUUGACAUUUGUCAGUCAGUCGUAUCUCAACAAUGAAGGUACUGCAGAAUGGUCGACUUCCACGAAAGCGCUUCUCAGCAUCGCACAGAAGUUGAGUAGUGGUACUGUUGAAAAUGCGGAAAAGUUAGCGGCUUAUGGAAUUCAAAAGGUUGUUAUCGCAUUGUUAUAUGCGAAAGAGAUGACCAUUCUUCAGGCUACUCUCAAGUGUUUGGGAACGUUGGCUGAAAUGAGCGCUAUAGCAAGGGCUGACAUGAGCAAUUCGAUCACAGUGGAUGCGUGUCUUCAACUCGCAAAGGAUACUGAUCUGUUGACGCAAAAGUUGGAAUUUUUUUGA
Anisakis simplex (herring worm) is the source of this 465-nucleotide messenger RNA. The record is from the annotation of a GenBank genome assembly. NCBI's taxonomy places the organism in Eukaryota, Metazoa, Nematoda, Chromadorea, Rhabditida, Anisakidae.